AUGGCCACCAUUAGCUUCAAAACAUUCUGAACAAAUAUAUAAAGGUCGUGUAUUAUUUGUUGAUAAGAUAGAAAUUAAGAAAUAUUCUUGUAAUGCUUCGCAUGUUCGUAAUCGUAAACAUGCAACUCUAAUAUUUCAUCCACAUACUGUCUAUGAAUGCUUGGAACAUCCCUGGCCACAU
Molecule: messenger RNA, 181 nt
Organism: Scutellospora calospora
Lineage: Eukaryota; Fungi; Glomeromycota; Glomeromycetes; Diversisporales; Gigasporaceae
Source: the annotation of a GenBank genome assembly